Molecule: messenger RNA, 4251 nt
Organism: Cooperia oncophora
Lineage: Eukaryota; Metazoa; Nematoda; Chromadorea; Rhabditida; Trichostrongylidae
Source: the annotation of a GenBank genome assembly
AUGUCUGCGAUAAAGUCGAAGGUUCAUAGUGAGAUGGAGAUUUUGGAGAAGACGGAUAUGUUAAUAACGCGUUAUUUCCAAGAAGCGCGCCAUGUUGAAGAUAUCAUUGGAAUAAAAGAAGAUGGCGAGGAACGAGAUAUAUGGAGGCGGUAUAGCAAGGAGCGUAUGAAGACUGUGUCUGUAGCCCUUGUUCUUUGUCUUCACAUAGGAGUAGAUCCACCGGACUCUCUACCGAAAACCUCAGCACGUGCUCGACUAGAAGCUUGGGUCGACCCCUACAGCUGCAAUCCGCAAAAGGCAGCUUAUAAGAUAGCAACAUCUUUGCAGAAAAGCUACGAGAAAUGGCAGCCGCGUGCAAGGUACAAAUCUGUAACCGACCCUACAGGAGAUGAUGUACGUAAAUUAUGCAUGAGCAUGAGGCGAAAUGCAAAAGACGAACGUGUAUUGUUCCACUACAAUGGUCACGGCGUACCUCGACCUACGCAAAAUGGUGAAAUUUGGGUGUUCAACAAAAAUUUCACACAGUAUAUCCCGCUGUCUUUGUAUGACUUGCAACUUUGCAUGGAGUUUCCAUCCAUAUAUGUUUGGGAUUGCUCAUCUGCAGAGACUAUUGUAAAUUGGUUUAUGCGAUUUGCGAAGGACCACGAAGAUGACUGGCACAAGAACUUGUUAGCUCAUCAGGAAACCGUUGCUUCCACUUCAAUAUCCGGAGCAAGGAUCAGCUCUCACAUGACCGCUGAUCAACAAGCUGAAUCCUUGAAAUUCAAGCGACGGCCGAAAUUCCGAGACUGCAUUCAACUGGCAGCUUGUCGAGAAGACGAACGUUUACCGACAAAUCCUGAGCUCCCUGCUGAUUUAUUUACGUCGUGUUUGACUACCCCAAUACAUACGAGUAUUCUUUGGUAUUUGUUAAAGAGUGGUAGAAAAAGUCAGUUUCCUCCCAAUUUACUGGAGGAAAUACCUGGUCAACUGAAUGAUCGACGAACAAUAUUGGGAGAGCUUAACUGGAUAUUCACUGCUAUAACUGACACUAUUGCAUGGAAUGCAUUGCCAAGAGAUGAUUUUCAGCGGUUGUUCAGACAGGAUCUUCUACUAGCCUCGUUAUUUCGAAGUUUUCUUCUGGCAGAACGAGUUAUGGGCGGAAAUGGAUGUAAUGUGGUUUCUUCCCCUCCUCUGCCAAGCACAGCUGAUCAUCCUCUAUGGGAUUCAUGGGAGUACACUCUUGACCUAACACUCAAUCAUAUUCACAACCUUCUUACUCCUAAGCUGCAUUUUCAAGUGGUUGGAAGGGACGUGUUAUCGAAAAGCUCGAUUUGUACCUUGAACACAUUAAUCGACUUGUCUGGUAUAAUUGGAGAAGGUGGUGAAGUAUGGCUAGAGUAUGGGGUAAACAAACAGUCCUCGCCGGAGCAGCUCCCGAUUGUCCUGCAAGUUUUACUUAGUCAAGCACAUCGUCAACGUGCUCUUGAACUUCUUGCCCGAUUUUUGGAUCUCGGGCAGUGGGCUGUUGGCUAUUCACUAUCCGUCGGGAUUUUUCCGUAUAUGCUCAAAUUGCUGCAAAGUACAUCAAGAGAGCUCAGGACAUGGCUUGCUUUUAUCUGGGCAAAGAUUCUUGCUGUCGACCCUAGUGUUCAGUCGGAGUUGUUCAAGGAAAAUGGAGAUGAACCAGGGCGAUUUGAAUCCACGAAUCGUUCAAAACCCGUUCAGCUACGGUACCAUUUCUUCGUCACCAUUCUCAACGAUCCAGAUACACUACCCCGACAAAAGAUUGUAGUUGCUUUUGUAUUGGCCACAUUAUUUCAUAACAAUUACAGAAUUGCGCAAGAGAAUCUCACAAAGAAAGGAUAUGUCAACCUUUGCACUGAGCUGUUGAGUGAGAAUCAAGCAAAAGAUUGUCGUCUAUUGAAGUUAUGGAUAUUGAUCGGAUUAGGUCGUUUGUGGGCGGAUUAUGAUCCUGCUCGUUGGCAGGCUGUACGACUUGUGGCUUAUGCUAAGAUUGACCAGGAAAUAUGUGACGACUUGUGCAAUAAGUGUACAAAAGAUGGAUCUGUUCUUGUACGGGAAGAACUACUAGUUGCCCUACAGUGGUACAUCAUUGACUUCGAGCAACGGUUCGCAAAAAUUUUCUGGGAUUUGUCUGAGAAUCUUGGCAUUGAAAUGAUCCCCGAUAAGCAAGAGGACCACUUUGAGCACAACGCGAACGAUAUUGCAGCCACAAUCAGAAAUAACGAUUCAAAUGGACCUAUGUCUAUGUACACGUUCGUAUAUACUGAUCAUAAUCAUAUCGAUUUUUUUGUAUGGUCUAUUCUGUCAGUUGGUUUUUUUUUCAGAGGAGGAGGUAGGAAGACAUCUGUGUACAGAAAGAUGCAGAGAAACGAGGUUACGGCGAUUGAGGAGGUUGUGACCAUAAGUGACCCGUCGGAUCGGAACUCGUUGUCUUCUUCUGUCAGCCAAGUGAUGUCGUUAGUAUCUUCGUAUACCGGCCCAUCAAAACGAGAUAUCGCCUUCAGGGAGCGUGCGAAGAAACAGCUGGCUUAUCUUGAAAACAAAAAUUUCAAGGAACCUUUGGAACGGACUUGGGUAGCACUGCUGAGGCUGUCGUUGGAUCCUGUUCAAAAGGUUGCUCUAAUGGCUCACAAGCUAGUCCGCCACGUAGAGGUACUGGCACUGGGUCUCCAAAGCAGCGCUACAGCCCUUACUGAGAAGAUCGAGAAAGUAUCAAGCUUCGCGUCUAUCCACAAAGUGGACACAGCAAUUCAUAAUUCUGAUGCUCCAUUCGAUGAAAUAACGGAAACUGAUGGUUCUGCUAAGCUGGGAAGAAGCAGUGAGAAUGAAGGAGGAGGUGUGCGCUUCAUGAUUGGCAGUCCUGUAGCAACUGGCGCAUCGUUAUUGCCACCGGAAGGAAACACACACUCUAACAGCUUGUCGUCCAAUGCUGAUAUUGAUAGUUCUUCUCCCAGUGGAAUGUACAACAACCAGCAAAGUACUGCUAGCAAGCCAUCAGCUGCAACCUUGCAACGUCCACAGAGACAGCCUAAUCAGCGGAAGUUAUCGAUGCCGUCGCAUUUCCCAUCCGGCAGAGGGUCGGAAUCGAAAUCUCAACUGGCUGAGAUGUUGAAGCAGUCCUUCACACCGAAGAGAGGAACUACUGCUCGUGGUGAAUUUUCGUCGGGUACCCCAAUGGCCACAACUGCUGAACCGUUGCUCACAUCAGAAUUCGUUCCAUGGUGCAGCCGCAUUUUCGUCCAGCCUAUUCUUGACUUGAUUCACUGUAAAGAAGACGUCGAGGAUUUCACGGACCGUGCGCUCACAUUAGUAAAUCCUACAGAUUGGGCCAUUUUCAUUGAACAGGCGCAACAGCAACAUGCACAUGCUGAAUUUGAAGUGUUCAAGGAUAAGACAACUGCAUUAAUAGUUAUAAAUGAGAUGUCACGUGAAAUGUUGCUCUGCGGGUCUUCCACUGGUAUUGUAAGGGUAUGGGAUCUUUCAUAUAAUAUUCACUCACAUGAAAUAGAAGAUUUGCCACAAUUGGUCACUGCCUCGAAUCCACUUUGCGAUCAAUCAAGACUACCUCUAUCAAAUUAUGCUGUUCAUCCAACGUUAUAUGAUUGGAGCCAAGAAACUGGCCGCCUAGUCUGUGGUGGUAAUGUACGGGUAAUUCGUGUGUGGGAUGCACAUUAUGAAAGGACCGCUCAAGAUAUUGCAAUUGCUGUCAAAAAAGGAGCAGUGACUGCACUCUCCGGUGAGCUCGAUCACAACGAUCUGAUCGCUGCAGGAUACCGUGACGGAGUGGUGAAUGUCCAUGAUAUUCGUGUUCCUGCAAAGGAGUCCUUGAUAAUGUCCUUCCACGACUUGUCUUCCCGUGUGGUGGGCGUUGCGAUUCGUGUCGAUUCAAAAGGCAACGCAAUAGUAGCGGCUGGUGAUGAGGGCGGAGGUAUCUGUGUUUGGGAGCCGAGAAUGUUCAAGGUGCCAGUUGUCGAAAUAGAGGCGGGUCGUGAAACAAAUGAACCGCUGAGAAAUUUCAUUGUGCACAAAAAUGCCGAGAUGUUCGGUUGUGUCUUGAAAGCUGAGGUCAAGUUAUACGAUAUCUGCGGUGUUCCCUUAUGUAGUGUUCGUCAGAAUGAUUUUGAACGUGGAAGACCGUCUCAUAACAUAGCUGCUGUUGCCAUGCAUAAACUUAGGUGCAUGAUUUCUAUCGCUACAGGUGAUGGAGCUGUAAAUGUAUACGGGCAGGCAAAAACUAGUCUCUGA